Messenger RNA from Trifolium pratense (red clover), 2392 nucleotides. RefSeq names its product transport inhibitor response 1-like protein. Bases 206 to 1993 code for a protein of 595 amino acids. The record is from RefSeq and is a predicted model, not a curated record. The transcript has 3 exons. Gene Ontology annotation, biological process: SCF-dependent proteasomal ubiquitin-dependent protein catabolic process. NCBI's taxonomy places the organism in Eukaryota, Viridiplantae, Streptophyta, Magnoliopsida, Fabales, Fabaceae. Gene Ontology annotation, cellular component: SCF ubiquitin ligase complex.
UUCAAGUGAUGUAGUUAGUAGUACUUUGUGAAAUAUUUUUUCCCUCCGAUAAUGACUUCCGUUCCCUCCUUCUUGUUCAUACUAACAAAAAGGUACCGUCUACUAUUUUAGCAAUCAUAUUAAAUUGAGUAACUCACUCACUCACUCAUCAUCUUCACUCUAUCUACCGAAAGGAGAAUACUGAAUCAUCAUCAUUAUCAUUAUCAUGAAGAAUCGCAACGCCACAAAACCCCGAAAUUACCCCUUAUCGGAGCUUCAAUCACAUAACCCGGACCACGUCCUCGAGAUUGUCCUAGAAACCGUACUCCAAUUCCUCACUUCACGACGCGACCGAAACGCCGCCUCAUUGGUCUGUAAAUCAUGGUGGCGAACGGAUGCACUCACCAGAUCGGAACUCUUCAUAUCCAACUGCUACGCAAUCUCUCCCCGCCGCGUUGUAUCCCGGUUCAGCCGCAUCCUGUCUGUCACCAUCAAAGGUAAGCCACGUUUGGCUGAUUUCGAUAUGUUGCCGGCCGAUUGGGGGGCUCAUUUCUCUCAGUGGCUCACCGCCUUCUCCACCGCUUACCCAUGGCUUGAGAAGGUUCACCUCAAACGCAUGUCUGUCACCGACGACGAUCUUUCUCUCCUCGGUGAUUCAUUUGCCGCAUUCAAAGAACUCGUCCUCGUUAGUUGUGAAGGUUUCGGAACCCCUGGACUCGCCGCUGUUGCCACCAAGUGCAGGUUGCUGAGAGUGCUUGAUCUUGAGGAAUCUUUGGUUGAUAUUAAUGUUAGCGACUAUAGCGGAAUAGUUGAUUGGAUAUCAUGUUUUCCAGAGGGUGAAACCCAUUUGGAAUCUCUUGUUUUUGAUUCUGUUUUCUCACCGAUUAAUUUGGAGGCGUUGGAGAAGUUGGUUGCUAGGUCUCCUUCAUUGAAGAGGCUGAGAGUGAAUGGACACGUUAAAAUAUUUCAUCUAUACCGUUUGAUGCAUAUAGCACCACAUCUAACGGAUCUUGGAACAGGUUCUUUUGAUGUACCAGAAGAUACCGAGGAUGAUGAACUGGUUUUUGAGUCUCCAUUUGCGGCUUCCAAGUCCUUAGUUUGUUUAUCUGGAUUCAGGGAUAUUUUGCCCGAGUACCUACCUGACAUUUAUCCUGUUUGUGGUAAUCUCACAUUUUUGGAUUUCCAGUAUGCUGAUAUUAUUGAUACAGAUCAAAUCAAAUCGGUUGUUUCUCGUUGUCAUAAACUACAGACCCUUUGGGUCCGUGAUGCAAUAUUUGAUGAGGGCCUACAGGUAGUAGCUCAAACUUGCAAAGAUUUGCGCGAGCUUCGUGUUUAUCACCUUCACGCAAGUGAUGGGGUAGAAGCUCCGGUUUCUGAGGUAGGAUUGGAAGCGAUUUCUCGAGGCUGUAGGAAAUUGCAGUACAUUAUGUUUUUCUGUCAAAGAAUGACAAAUGCAGCUGUGGUAGCUUUGUCAAGGAAUUGCCCUAAUCUUGUAGUGUUUCGACUAUGUAUAAUCGGGCGUUAUAUGCCAGAUGCAUUGACUCAACCACCCAUGGAUGAGGGUGUUGGUGCUAUUGUUAUGAACUGCAAGAAGCUCACUCGACUUGACGUGUCUGGUUUUUUGACUGAUCGAGCUUUUUCUUACAUUGGGAAGUAUGGGAAGUUGAUUAGGACACUGUCAGUUAAUUUUGCUGGAGACACAGACUUGGGGCUCAAGAAUGUGCUACAAGGAUGUACUAAUCUGCAAAAGCUUGAAAUCAGGGAUGGUCCAUUUGGGGAUGGAGCUCUGUGUUGUGGUUUGCAACAUUUCUACAACAUGAGGUUUCUCUGGAUGUCUUCCUGUAAAGUGACUCGCCAAGCUUGCCAAGCAAUUGCACAGACACUGCCCCAUCUGGUGUUGGAAGUCAUCAAUACUGCACAAGACCCAGUUGAUGACGUCGAGUUACUUUACAUGUAUCGGUCUCUUGACAAGCCAAGGGAUGAUGCUCCAAAACUGGUCACCGUCCUUCAUUAGUUUUUUAAAAAUCCAACAUUUUGUAGCUUUGUUCUGUGACGGCUGCUGAAUUAAAUGAUAGUGCGGGUAUUAUUUUAAAACAAACUUGCCAGAAGAUUUGUUAAUCAGAGCCACCGAGUGCAUGCCUCAACCAUUCAAUUAACACUCAUGUUAAAUGGUGCUCAGUUCAGUUGCUCACGCCUCACAGGCCUGUUCUUCCUUUGUUGUGCACCUGUGUAUUUUUGCUAACUAAAGGCAAAAUGAACCUUCCAAAAGAAAGCUUCCCAAUGACAAGUUCUUAAUUUCUCAGUUUCAUUUUAUCAAUUUUUUGCCAUUUUGAUAAAAUAUUAAUUGGAAAUAACAAUGAUAAUUGUGGGUCCCCAUGAUCUUAGUUUUGGUAGGGAAAUCGCAUUUUACAUA